This is a messenger RNA of Pieris macdunnoughi, 534 nucleotides long. The record is from the annotation of a GenBank genome assembly. NCBI's taxonomy places the organism in Eukaryota, Metazoa, Arthropoda, Insecta, Lepidoptera, Pieridae.
AUGUUGUUCGACGACUUUAAACCGAUUGUAGACAUUGUUUUGAAUAACUGGACCGCUUUGCAACUGGCUGUGGAGCACGGAAUGGGCGCUCCUGGCGGUAAACAGACUGCACAACUUAUGUCAGUGUAUGUGACAAGGUUCUGUGUGGAAAAUAUUUUGGAUGCUGAUGAACUAACUGAAGUGUUAGAAGAUUUGAUGGAUGAAGAAUUUGAGACUGCAUGUCAUGAUAACUCACCUAGAGAAGUUGCAGUCCUGCUUUUGAGUUUCCUUAAUUUAUUAAAAGAUGGUCAUCAUGAAGAACUCAGAAAUAGAAUUGAAGCAAUGCCAAAAUGUCAAAAAUGGUUGAGUGCACCAAUACCAGAUAAAUCAGCUCCACCCCAGAGCCAUGGCAACCCUGAUGAUGAUACAACGAGUAGCAGUGGUGAAGAUGAUGCGAGUAAUAUGAAUGAUACCUCUAAUAGUAAUAUAGCAGCUGAACCUAUGGAUGAGGAUGAGCCUGGCUGGACAGUUGUAAGGACACGGACGAAAAAAUAA